AUGAAUGGAAACAUGACUGGAGAGGAGGAUAGUGGUGAUAUUGAUUGGAACACUGACGAUGAGCUGGAAAUCGUAUCAGGAACAUUGACAUCGUCGUCUCAGCCCACUCUAACAGCUAUGGGCAAUGGGGCAAGCUCAUCUGCGGGAGUUUCCAAUGCCAAUUUGAUCGAGCAUUUUGUUGCGAUGGGAUUCUCAGAGAAACUGGUUGCCAAAGCCAUUGAGGAAACUGGAGGAGUAGGAGAUACUGAAGCUAUCCUCAAUACCCUUUUAACAUUCGCGAGUCUUGAAGAGUCCCCUGAGCAACCGCAACAACCGUUGAGCACAACUUCUGAUCCUAGCUCUUCGGAUUACAAUGAAAUGCUUCUUGAUGAACUUUCUGAUGAGGGUAGCUGGUCCGAAAAUGAUGUAUUGUCUGAGGAGCACAAAAGGUUGUUAAUGUUGGCCGAUACGGGAUCAAUAUCCGAGGAGGAUAAAAAACUGCUAACCUUGGCAAACAUGGGAUUCUCAGUAGAAGAGGCAACAAUAGCCAUGAAAAGAUGUGGCCCUGAAGAGUCACUCUCUGUCUUGGCGGAUUGCAUAUAUGCUGCCCAAAUGGUUCGAGAGGCAGACUGCUACAUGCCAGCAGAAGAUCUCAAGCCGAAGCGCCUACUCGGAUUAGGCAGCAGCAAAAAGAGAAAAUAUCACGAAACAUGCAAGAAGAAGGACGUGGUGGAGGACCUCAUCCGGCUGCCGAAGCCCAUGAUAGGCUUUGGCGUUCCCUCCCUCCAGCCCGAGCACAUGACCCCCCGCAACUUGCCAGAGCUAGCGCGGGGCCCACCUUACUUCUACUAUGAGAACGUGGCACUCGCCCCGAAGGGAGUCUGGGACACCAUAUCCAAGUUCCUUUACGAGGUCGAGCCCGAGUUUGUCGACUCCAAGUACUUCAGUGCCGCCGCUCGUAAGCGGGGUUACGUUCACAACCUCCCGAUCGAGAAUCGUUUUCCGUUGGUCCCGCUGCCACCGAUGACGAUCCAGCAGGCUUUCCCACUGUCCAGGAAGUGGUGGCCCGAAUGGGACACGAGGGACAAACUCAACUGUAUACAGACGGCUAUUGGGAGCGCCAAGCUGACAGAGCGCAUAAGGGGCUGGCUCGAGAGGGCGGAUGGGAACCCGUCCGAGUCGGUGAAGAGGGACAUCUUGGAGCAGUGCCGCAAGUGGAAUUUGGUUUGGGUCGGGAGGAACAAGGUGGCCCCGCUGGAGCCUGAUGAGGUGGAGAUGCUUCUCGGGUUUCCGAAGAACCACACCAGAGGGGGAGGGAUAAGCAGGACAGACAGAUAUAAAUCGUUGGGGAACUCGUUUCAGGUCGAUACGGUUGCUUAUCACCUAUCUGUCCUGAAGGAGUUGUACCCAAAUGGAAUCAACAUGCUCUCCCUAUUUUCAGGCAUAGGCGGGGCCGAGGUUGCUCUGCACCGGCUUGGGGUGAAGCUGAAGAACGUUGUCUCAGUCGAGAAAUCAAAAGUUAACAGGGACAUUGUGAGGAGUUGGUGGGAGCAGACGAACCAGAGAGGCACCCUUUAUGACUAUGAUGAUGUUCAGCAGUUUGACUCCCCGGGGAUCGAGCAGAUCAUGGACAGCAUAGGGGGGUUUGAUUUGGUGGUUGGUGGUAGCCCUUGUAACAACCUUGCUGGAAGUAACAGGGUGAGUCGAGACGGGUUGGAAGGCAAGGAAUCUUCUCUGUUCUAUGACUACUUCCGUAUAUUAGGGAUUGUUAGGGACCACAGCCGGCAGUCUCAGCAUAUGUAA
Striga hermonthica is the source of this 1782-nucleotide messenger RNA. The record is from the annotation of a GenBank genome assembly. NCBI's taxonomy places the organism in Eukaryota, Viridiplantae, Streptophyta, Magnoliopsida, Lamiales, Orobanchaceae.